Molecule: messenger RNA, 1317 nt
Organism: Bacidia gigantensis
Lineage: Eukaryota; Fungi; Ascomycota; Lecanoromycetes; Lecanorales; Ramalinaceae
Exons: 2
Coding region: 1-1317 (438 amino acids)
Cellular component (GO): endomembrane system
Molecular function (GO): acyltransferase activity
Source: RefSeq, a predicted model, not a curated record
AUGUCGCAGCGUGCCACUACGUCUUACGAAAGCCCCCAGGCGGACGCAAGCGGAAGUGUCCUAGAGAUGCGCAAGCAAGCAGCGGACAACGCUGAGUUCCUCCGUGAUUGUCUUGCAGAGCAAAAACGUACAGUUACAAAGCUUCCAUCCAUCCAAGAACAUGCAGAACCUCAUCCAGCUGCACCUGGCGGGCCAGCAAAUCCGAUGGACCGCCCGAAGCAUAGUGUAUGGCGUCAAAUCCUUCGCCUUGAUGAACUUAUCACCUGGUUCAACUUGUGCUGUGCAUUCAUCCAUACGCUUCAAUGGCUCGUUGUGCCUCUUUACUUCAUCAACAAGAAGUGGUUCUAUCGCGGUAUGGAUUACACAAGACAGCAAUUUGGCAUUCUGAUCAUCACGGUCACUCAGUGGUUCAGUCCUACAGUAGUUCGCGUAAGCGGAGACUCUUCGGUACAACAUCAGAUAAUUCGGACAUCCGAUGGUCGCCUCGAGACUCGCUUUCCAGAACGCAUGAUCUUCCUAGCAAAUCACCAGAUCUACACUGAAUGGCUAUAUCUCUGGUGGAUCGCAUACACAAGCAACAUGCACGGCGCAAUCUACAUCAUCUUGAAAGACGUGCUUCAAUGGAUCCCCGCUCUUGGCCCCGGAAUGAAAUUCUUCGGCUUCAUCUUCCUAGCACGCAACUGGACUAAGGAUAAAGCGCGGCUUCUCUAUCGUCUACAGAAACUCAAACAGCCUCAACGCUACCCUGGACAGAAGCCUCCUAAGCUUGACCCGAUGUGGCUCCUGAUCUUCCCUGAAGGUACUAAUCUCUCCGCAAAUACUCGCAAACGUAGUGCUGCCUACGCUGCAAAAGAGAACAUACAAGAUCUCGAACAUCUCCUUCUUCCCCGCAGUACUGGGCUUUUAUAUUGUCUUCGCGAACUCAAAGGAACAAUUGACUGGGUUUAUGAUUGCACAAUGGCCUACGAAGGUGUUCCCCGUGGCGGAUACGCGCAGGAUCUCUUUACAUUACGCUCGGUCUUCCUCCAAGGGCGCCCGCCGAAGUCCGUCAAUAUGUAUUGGAGGCGUAUCAAUGUCAGAGAUAUUCCGAUCGAGGAUGAUGUCGCCUUUGGCCAAUGGCUCAUGUAUCAAUGGCUAAAGAAGGAAUCUCUAAUCGAGCACUAUGUCCAGCAUGGCCGCUUUCCCGCCAUGCCACGCGGGAAGGGCCAUAUUGAGACAGAGGUAAAGCUUGCUUCAGCCCUUGAGAUCAGUCAGAUCUUUGUUGCUUCGGUCGUUGCGAUGUUGCUCGGCCUGUUCGUCGUCAUCUCUAAGACCUAG